This is a messenger RNA of Liolophura sinensis, 1171 nucleotides long. Its product is annotated as testis-specific serine/threonine-protein kinase 1-like. Lineage: Eukaryota; Metazoa; Mollusca; Polyplacophora; Chitonida; Chitonidae. Gene Ontology annotation, biological process: protein phosphorylation; intracellular signal transduction; microtubule cytoskeleton organization. The record is from RefSeq and is a predicted model, not a curated record. Gene Ontology annotation, molecular function: ATP binding; tau-protein kinase activity. Gene Ontology annotation, cellular component: cytoplasm.
ACGGGCAACAGGAAAACGUGAGGAUGUACAAAUGAAGGGCUCUCGUUCGCAGAUUUCAAGCCAGCGUGACACGGUUUUCUUGGGUCAGGCAGAGAAGACCAUCACACGGAAGAACGCGACAUCAUGUCGCAAAAAGACUCUGCAACGGCCCAAAGAGUUCCUUCAGAUGUCUGAUUUGCUCGUCGAAAAAGGAUAUCGUUUGGGACCCAGAAUCGGCGAAGGGAGUUACGCUAAAGUUCGUAUAAUUGAAAGGACAAAAGAUGGAAAAAUAUUGGCCGUGAAAAUAAUUGACAGAGCAAAGGCACCAAAAGACUUUUUGGAGCGAUUUUUGCCGCGUGAGUUGAACCUUCUGGUGCGGAUAGAUCAUGAGUACAUAGUUACAACACACGAGAUCAUUCAGACCAGUGAUCAUGUCUUUAUUGUCAUGGACUAUGCAGAAAAGGGCGAUUUAUUGGAUUAUGUUAGGAAACAUGGAGCUCUUCCUGACCAAGAGGCCAAGAACAUGUUCCAAGCAAUGGCCCAAGCUGUUAAAUAUCUCCACGAUUUGAACAUCGCGCACAGAGACCUUAAGUGUGAAAAUAUCCUUUUGAUGAAAGAUAUGAGAGUUAAACUGAGUGAUUUUGGUUUCGCUCGGUCGAUGCCACCACCCGAGGGAUUUAAGUUUCCAACAAGCAGAACUUUUUGUGGUAGCGCAGCUUAUGCUUCGCCUGACCUGUUGCAAGGCAUUCCUUACAAUCCAAAGUGCAACGACAUUUGGAGUCUAGGUUGUAUCCUGUACAUUAUGGUGUGCGCCUCCAUGCCUUUUGAUGACAGUAAUGUGAGGAAGCUUGUGAAACAACAGUUACAGGACAAGAUUCACUUCCCAAGCAAAGUGUCUGACAAAGUGAACCCAUUGUGUAAGAACUUGAUACGGCAGAUAUUGGAUCCCGAUUCCACCAAGCGUUUGAACAUCGCCCAGGUUUUGGACAGUGACUGGCUCUGUAUGGAAUCCCCUCCCCCAGCCAACGCGCCGUCUCAGCCUGUUGUUGAGAAUUCUUAGGACUACAAUAAUUGCUUUUUCCGUAUUUUUGAAAGAAUGGUGUUUUUUAUGUCUGUGCUGCCAUGCGCUUUGACAUACUGAUUUUUUUAAUCCAUCCGAUAUUAAAUCAUGUGUACAAUGCAUAUCUGUAUU